AAUCCUUAACGCGCUUAGUCUCUACUGCGAUUGCGAGCUUAGUUUCAGCUAUCUCCGCGCGGUACGUCGUGUGAUUACGUGGUCAAAAAUCGGCUCGAAUGGUGUGUGUGUACGCAUAGUGAUAUUGUACAUCUCACUCCCGCUUGUAACAAACGAAUUGAGGUCUCUGUCUCGUGGCUGCCCCACCACAAGCGGUACUGUCGCACACAUUCACGCACACGCAGCAGUCUCUCGAAGAGGCGCGCUCUCUCGCUCUCUCCGCUCUCUCGACACGCGUCCACCUUCUUCGGGGUCUCCCAUUUCUCACUCGCUCUUUUCUCGUAAGCCAUCGUCGCGGCAUUUGCCUUCUUAACAACUUAUAGCUACGUGUACGCGUUAAGGACAGCUUUUUGUCCUCGCCGUUUGUCUGUAUUUGUAGUGUACCCGUAGUAGCAGCAAGCAUCCCCUCAAUAUGUCACGCGACUGAAUAUCUCAACCCCCAAUUGCCAACGAGAAUCACUAGCACGCACCAGAUCGAGUAGGAAAGCCAAAGCACACGUCGCAAGGCAGCCGUAACGCGUUGCUCGCACGCAGUUCAGACCACGUUAGUAUCCAGCAGCAACAUGAGCGCACCGAAGCAAGAACAGCAGCAGCAACCCACGCCUCCACCCCUCAAACCAUGCUACGGCAUCGUGAAGCAGGUGAAUUCUGGAGAUUCUAUUACUAUCCGUGGUCAGCCCAAGGGAGGACCUCCACCAGAAAAGACCUUGAUUUUGUCCAACGUAAUAGCACCUAAACUUGGCCGUCGACCAGUCAAUACUAGCCCAGAAACUAAAGAUGAGCCAUAUGCAUGGGAAGCAAGGGAAUUCCUGCGUAAAAAGUUAAUUGGACAAGAAAUUGUAUUUGUUGAAGAGAAAUCUCCAAACAAUAAUAGAACAUAUGGACGGGUGUGGAUAGGCAAAGAUAUGUCGGGACCAUCGAUCACCGAGCAACUGGUGUCCGAGGGUCUCGUGACUGUAAAGCGAGACACACGCGCUCAGUCUCCUGAGUUGACCAAACUCCAAGAACUCGAGGAUGCUGCUAAAUCUGCCGGUAAGGGUAAAUGGUCAACCACAAGCCCGUCGUCAGAUCACGUCCGCGACGUCAAGUACAGCGUUGAAACUCCUCUGACUCUGGUCGACAAGUACGGUGGCAAGCCCGUGAAGGCUCUUAUCGAACACGUCAGAGACGGUUCGACGGUCAAGGCUUUGCUGUUGCCUGACUUUUAUCAUAUUACCUUGGCCAUCUCGGGUAUUCGUUGCCCUACCUUCAAGCAGGAUGGCCCUGAGCCAUUUGCUGAUCAAGCAAAAUUUUUCGUUGAAUCGCGUCUUCUGCAAAGAGACAUCGAAGUUUUACUUGAGUCUGCCAACAACACCCAAUUUGUUGGAAGUAUUCUACAUCCGAAAGGUAACAUCGCCGAAGCUUUGCUGAAUGAAGGAUUUGCUCGCAUCGUCGACUGGUCAAUGAGUAACAUCAAAACCGACAAACAUAAGCUCUAUCUUGCGGAAAAAGCUGCCAAAGAUAAGCGUUUACAUCUGUGGAAAGACUAUGUACCAGCUCGUCCAUCGGAGGAACUCAAUGGAACCAUCAUCGAGAUCACCAGUGCGGAUUCCAUGAUUGUGCGCAUGAAUAAUGGCGAGACCAAGAAGAUCUUCUUGAGCAGUAUUAGGCCACCACCACGCCCCAAGCAGCCACAAGGAGAAGACGGUAAACCACCAGCCAAGUCAAAGGACUUCAGGCCACUCUAUGACAUCCCUUGGAUGUUCGAGGCCCGUGAGUUCUUAAGAAAAAAACUCAUCGGCAAACCAGUUAAAGUGAUUGUUGACUACGUUCAACCCGCCAGAGAUAACUUUCCCGAGAAAACUUGUUGCACUGUUUUGGUUGGAAAAGUUAAUAUUGCCGAAGCAAUGGUAUCGAAGGGCUUUGCUACUGUGGUAAGGUACCGGCAAAAUGAUGACCAGCGUUCAUCCUACUACAACGACUUGCUCGUUGCCGAAUCUAAGGCUGAAAAGUCCGGUAAUGGUCUGCAUGCCAAGAAAGAUGUGCCACUGCAGCGAAUCCGUGAUGUGUCAACCGACCCCACAGCCGCCAAGUCUUACUUGCAGUCCUUAAAGCGUGCUCGUGAAAUCAAAGCCGUAGUUGAGUUUGUGACGAGCGGCUCUCGCCUCAAACUAUUCAUCCCCAAAGAGUACUGUCUGAUCACGUUUUUACUUGCUGGAGUCAAGUGUCCACGUGCUGCCCGCAUCACACCCGGUACUGGUGGCAUGGAAGCUGAGCCUUUUGGUGAAGAAGCACUCGCCUACACCCGCAAGUUCUGUUUCCAGAAGGACGUUGACGUCCAGGUUGAGAACAUGGAGACAAAGGGUAGUGGUUUUAUUGGUUGCCUCUUCGUCGACAAUGUCAAUCUGUCGGUUGCACUUGUUGAGGAAGGUCUUGCCGAGAUUUCGAACUUUGUAGAGCAGGGUGAACUUUUGAAGGCCCUUAAAGCUGCUGAAGAACGUGCCAAAGCCAAGAAAUUGAACAUCUGGAAGAAUCGUGUAGAGAUCGAGGUGGAGCCAGAAGAAAAACGCGAGGAAACCGAGCGUGCGCCUGCUGAGCGUAAGAUUGAUUACCAGGAAAUCGUAGUGUCGGAAAUCACUGACGAACUACACGUCUACACACAAAGGGUCGACCAGAAGGCAACUCUUGAGGGCCUUUUGGCACGCUUACGCCAAGAAAUCGAGACCAAUCCUCCCUUGGCUGGAGCUUACACUCCGAAAAAGGGUGACCUGGCUAUUGCCAAAUUUACAGUGGACAACGAAUGGUACCGCGUUAAGAUCGAAAAGGUUGCUGGUCCUAACGUGUCGGUCUUUUACAUUGACUACGGAAAUCGAGAAGUUCUCGAUGUAACCAGGGUUGCUGCUGUGCCAGCUGGUUUCACUGCGGAUAAACCAUUUGCUACGGAAAAUAUCUUGGCAAUCGUUACGUUACCUAAAGACGAGGACGAUAAAAAAACUGCCAUGCAAAUUCUCAGGGAGGACACUCUUCAUGGGAACACUUUACUAUUGAAUGUGGAACAUAGAAACGUCGGAGCUCCAAUCAUUACAUUAGCUGAUCCUACAACUAAGGAAGAUAUUGUUAAAGCUCUUGUUGCUGAGGGCUAUUUACUAUGUUAUUCGGGAAAAGACCGUAAACAUAAACAACUGCGGGAAGAAUACAGGAAAGCUGAAAAGGAAGCAAGAGAAAAGCAUCUUAAUAUCUGGCAAUACGGUGAUAUCACUGAAGAUGAUGCCAAGGAAUUUGGCAUUGGUCAUUAAAUAUUCUUAAAAAAUCUUUAAAAAACUUGGGGAGAAGUUAGUAGACUUGGUGGGACAAAUGAUGUUAUCAUACUUUUGGAGAGUCAUAAUAGACAGCAUAAUAAAUACGUACGUGGAUGAUUCGCUAUGAUAAACUUUUUAAAAACUGCGAAAACAAUAGACACUUAAACUUCGAACAGCGUUUUUUCACCAAUUUGUAACGCGAACUUACGGAAGUGAAUAAGAUCAUUGAACGAAUAUGAAUUGUAUAUAAUGUUUGAAGAAAAACAAGAAAUAUGAAUGAACUUGUGAGGCUGAGAUAGCAUGCGGUUUUACUAUCUGUCCUUCGCAAGACUCUUGUACCUUCCUACUCCACGAGACUGUUUGAUUGUAAAAUGUAUUUCUGUAUAUGCGAUCGAUUCUUGUUAUUAUUAUACACGCAAUCCCGUGUUUAUCCUUCGUUAAAGGAACUUUUUACAGAUAUAAAUAUCAUGGAAAAAUCUAAUUUAUAUAAAUACGAAUGAUGUAAAUUCGCGUCAAGGUGCAAUUCAAAUCAAUGUCUCACUGCAGAUAUAUUUCGCCAAGUUUUAUUGUGCAUCAACAAUAUAUAUUUUUACUUUUUUCAAUUACUCAGGUAGUUGUUAAGAAUUAAAUCAUGUGGCUGAUGCAACUGUUGUUCUAAACAAAAGAAGGAACUAAAAUGGAGUUGAUUAAAUAAAAUUCUUUUCGACUCACGAUACUUUUUUUUUUAGUAAUUUUUAAUGACUAUUCAUUGGUAUUGCCUCGAUUAAAAUAUAAAAAAAUACUUGUUCUUAAACAGAAAUGUUUAAGAAUACACAAAUGACUCAUUUAUGUUUGGAACAAAAUAAAUGCAAACUUAAGUUUUUAAAAUAUUCGUACAAUAACAACCAAAAAAACCUAAUUAUUUAGAAAUAAACUAUCAUGAUAAUUUCUUUAUCACGAAUACCAUAUAGGUCAAUGCAACACCAAAUCUUUAAUGAUUUUUAAAAAUGAAAAUUGAUUCUUAAUUAGAUAUCUAUUAUAUUUAGACUGUAACUUUCUAGUUUUUAUAAAAAUUUAAACGUUAAAAUAUAUCAAGAUUUCCAAUAAAUUUUUUAAUUAUGAAAAAAUUGCUGAGCCAUUAACGAGUGAAGUUGAUAAGAAUAUGUUGUACAAAUGGUAACGAUAUAGAUUGUAUUAAAAAAAUUAAAAUUACAUUAAUAAUAAUAGUUUGGUAGCGGAAAGGUCCAUUAAACUUUUGAAUAAAAACAGUUUUCGUAAGAAUAAUACACCAAUUAUCAUGCUAUAUUGAUACAUAUUAUAGAAACAAAAAUAAAACUUUUCAUGGUAGAAAUCAUAGAUGCAGCAAGUCUAUUAAAAAAUGGCCUAUAUACAUAUAUAUACAACAUUUUGUAUACUUUAAUUUUAGAUAUAAUAUUCAGUGAAAUUAAAAUAUCAGCUUUAUAUCUCGGGAAAAUACUUUCUGCUGACUAAAUAGGAAUAAAUACGAAAUAUUUUCGUGUUCAUAAGAUACAAGUACACAUGCGUAAAAAAAGCAAAGUAAAUACCCAUUUUGUUUUUGCAGAUAAAAAGAUAAUGUAAAGCCAUUAUAAAACUAAUAUCAAAAAUAAUGAUAAUUCAAAAGAUUUUGAUUUUCCAUUAGCUAUUUCAAAGAAUAACUAUUAUAUUAUUACGCUUCCAUGAUUGUUCAUGGCCCAUGUUAUUAUUACAGUGCUGAAUUAGGAAUUACAACAGUAAUAUUGAUGAACUUGACAAAAGAAAAUGUUUAUUAUUACUAUAUUCAAUGCACGCACUCGAAUCAUUUUAUUUUCACACGUAAGUAUUUUAGUUUAUUGUUGUUCAUUAUUUAAAAAAAUAUAUAUAAUUUCACUCAUAGAAGCAACAAUUUUAAUAAAUAUAUGUUACAUUCUCAGUGUGAUAAGGUAAAUUGAAAUUAGAAUUUGUAAUGCAAAAUCUACGUACGCAUUGUUUAUUCGUAUGAAUUAUAUUAGAAAGAAAUGUAAAAUAUUGUACGACCUUACAUAGAUAGAAUAAUACCUGACAAUAUAGAAAAUAUACUUUUGUAGAUGAAAAUAAAAAUUCAGUUUUUCUUUUGAUUGUCAGUGAAUAAUUAUGAAUAGUAAUAUAAGAUCUCUAUGUAUGUAUGUACAAUUUAGUAAUUCAUAGAAUAUAAUAAAAAGUACUUUGAAUUUGUCAGGUUUGUCACUACUUUAAUCAUUUAUCUAUGUGUAUCAUCAUCAAAGCGUUUGAAAAUUCUUUGUAAUUUUACGUUUAUAUCGCGUAUAUUACUCCAUAAUACUCUUAUAUUACAUAUUUUUUGGUGUUAUAAUAAUUUUAGACUAGAUAUAAGUUACUAAACUAAAAUAUAUUUACUCGAUACACGAUUUUGGUUAUAAUGAUCCAAUGCAAACAAAUAUUGUGCAUAGAAUCAAUGCAAUAAAUUAUAGAAAACGUUGUUAAAUAAAUUUAUUAAAAACUUACAUGUUGAAUUAUAAUUAUUGCUUAGUUCUAUUAUUUUUAAUAAUGAUUUUAUCUUUACAAAAAUUCUUAUAAAAGAAUUAUUUUGAGUUACAUUUAAAUAAAUAUUAGUACUUUUUUAUUCAUUUUAAACUUGCCCUAAACUUCUAUUGGCAGUACAUCAAAGUAAUUGCCAGGACCGCCAGGAAGAGCCACGGUGGCUUACUGUACUAGAAUAUCUGUCUCCUAUGCAAGAGUCUGGGGUUUGAUUCCUGACAGAUACCUAUGAAUUUUUUUCAAGAAGUGUUUGUGCCAAGAUUAACAUCGUGGCUACGGUGGUUCUGAUUCCACCUUAUGCAGCAUUGAGGCCUCCUACUCCUGACUUCCUCCUUACAUGAUCCUUGACUUGAUUGGCAAAGUCAGUCAGUCCAGCAUUAUCCUUUAUGGUAUAGUUCUUCAUACUUGGAUCAAAGACUGAAGCAAUCGCCUUAGCUGCAGUCGAAUAUAGGGUAAAGUGCUUGGAAUGGAGUGCUUCAGUCACUGGGUGGAUACAGUAAUUUAAUGAACGGACGGUCUUCUUCUGGAAUUGUGUUUAACACUGUCAGUGCAUAACUCAUCUUGAAACGCUCAGCUUCUACGAACUCCGGGAAAGCUAAUACAUCUGGAUGAAGGCCAUAAAUAAACAUCAUGAUCAUGUAGAUAUACGUCAUUUCAGCGUAUUGAAGUUGCUUGCAGAGCAUAUUAAAUAUAUUUCUGUAUUUGCCACUUUUCUUAGUGCCCUGGGCUCUCAUGGCUCUAAAUAUGCUUGUCCUUAUUUGGUGCUUUGAGCUAAUGGAAUUGUUAAUCCCUUUGUAAACGUCCAGAAGAGGUGUUGUAAUUUGCUCUGGAGCAAAUUUUUUAUUCAAGGUGUGGGAUAUUCUAUUCCACUUACAUCGGAACCAAUGGACACGUGAUACAUCAGUUAAUGAUUUUGCAAUCAAUAAGAGCAUGCUUAAUGAUGUUGUUACCAGCUCUGGGUAAGAGACAUAUUUGUCUCAUGUCAAGCCCAUCCUGUCUUUUAAUGCUGGUUAAACUCUGUCUGCUGCUUGAGACAGAGCCUCCAGUGUGGGGAGUUCAUGUUACUUGAGUAUAAUGCCAUACUCUUUACAGGAUCUCUCUAACCCACAUUCACAAAGUCAGAAUCACUUGCAAAUAUUUUUAAGAUCGAGAUAAUUGCCACUAAGUAAAAGUUGGAGUUGUAGGUGGUUGGAUCAUUCACUAUGUAAAUCGGUCCUAAUGCUAAUACGCAUAGGACGGCUACAGCAUCUUCAGAAAGUAUUAGAUUCUCAUUAGCUACAAAAUAUUUCACUGUAUCUUUUGCGAACUUAUUUCCAACCGCGUUAUAUUCAUUUCUUCCAAUCCUGAGUUUGGUUCUCUCCAUUACGGUUAUCACGUUUCUUAGGUUUGAGGUGAAGAAUUCUUCGUGCUCUUGCGGGAGGUUACGUAGCUGAUUUUGUCUCCUAGCAGUUAUCCUCGUGCAGGAUUGUGCCAUGAUUGUAUUAAUCCCGAGUGCACAGGUGAUAACAGCAACCUAGAUUUCCUAACAAAGGAUCAC
Messenger RNA from Phymastichus coffea, 7365 nucleotides. RefSeq names its product staphylococcal nuclease domain-containing protein 1 (gene Tudor-SN). The coding region runs from base 603 to 3314 and encodes 903 amino acids. Gene Ontology annotation, biological process: mRNA catabolic process; regulatory ncRNA-mediated gene silencing. Gene Ontology annotation, cellular component: nucleus; cytosol; RISC complex. The transcript is spliced from 9 exons. The record is from RefSeq and is a predicted model, not a curated record. Gene Ontology annotation, molecular function: RNA binding; nuclease activity. Lineage: Eukaryota; Metazoa; Arthropoda; Insecta; Hymenoptera; Eulophidae.